This is a messenger RNA of Acanthoscelides obtectus, 287 nucleotides long. The record is from the annotation of a GenBank genome assembly. NCBI's taxonomy places the organism in Eukaryota, Metazoa, Arthropoda, Insecta, Coleoptera, Chrysomelidae.
UAAUCUACUCCGCUCUAAUGUUCUUCGAGUUUUUCAUCUGUUAUUGCUAUCCUGCUCAAGAUCUGACUGAUGAAGCAGAUAAGCUUUCGGAAAGUAUUUAUUCUAGUCGUUGGUACGACUAUCCGAUUUAUCAGAAAGAUGUAUUGAUGCUGACUGGCAAAACUCAGAUACAAGUUAUAUUUACAGUUGGAGGCAUUUUGAAGCUAGACUUGCCAACCGGGAUGGCUGCAAUCAAAACAAUGUUUUCGUAUAGUAUGUUCCUGAGGACGAUGACCAUGAUUAACUAA